AAACUCAACCAAUCGACUGCUGCAGCUGACGGCAUCAGCCAUCAGUUGUUGUCAGUUGUUUUCGGCUGUCAAUUUUUCUAGCAAGGUUUUUUAUUGUGCGCUGCUGUUUUUGCGCUGUUUUUAGCAUACGCUUUGGAAAAUAUUUUUUUUUUUAUAAAUUUGCUUUGUUUAUUACUACAAUGUCAUUUUGCACACUUCCAAAUUUUUACAUAGAAAUUUGUAAUAUUUGUAGCACAAGGAGAGUGAAGGAAAUACUUUUCUCUGCCGUGUUUAAAUUGUUUUGAUUACGGGAAAUCCUUUUUGAGCAUUUGUCUAGUGUACUCUGCCAUUCAUGAAUUCUCUUUUCCUCUGACUUUGAUUCUCUUUUGUGAUUGUACAUCAGCUGUUUGUCUUACAAAAGCAAAAACAACUUCAUAAGUAUUAAAAAUAACAAUGAAAAACGUUGAGGGGCUUAUAUUGUGAAUAUGUAUUAUCUUUUCAUAAAUAAGUCGCCUUAAUUGUGGUAUUUGUAACAAAUAAGUGGAGCCCGAAUUAAUUUAAACGAAAUAAAAUAAUGCAGUUUUCAUUAAAUUUGAAGAAUUUGUUUAUAUAUUGCUUAAUCGGUAAAUAUUUAAUGUCGGGCCUAAAAUCUUGUUUAAUGGGCUACAAACAAACUAUUUAUUUGGUCACUAACAAUGGGUUAACACAGGUGAUGGUUUGACAGUCGUUUAUAUUAACAUACCUGUUUUAUUUACUAAACAGCUGCUUUUACGUGGUCGCUUGCACAAGAUACUUCGUAAACAAAAUCAUAAAUAACCAUCUCAAAUAACCUCAAACAAAAAAACCAUAGCAACUGGCAGGAAAUUAAUAAAGCUGCAUUUUUUAUUGAACAAACAAUUAUUUCUGAAAAACGCAGAAGAGAAAAAAAGCGCAUCACCUUAAGCGCAAAAUGGAUAAGCCGCAAAUGAUUGAGCACAUCCAACAGAAUGUUGACUACACAAUUUACGAUGUCAAAUGGAUACCGUGCUCCGCGAAAUUUGUAGUGCUCGGCUCUAAACCCAAUAGCAAUGGCAUAUUGGAGAUAUAUGAAUUGAAUGAAGCUAGAGCUGAGAAAGUCAAACAAGUUGUUAAGAAGACAGCCUUCAAGUGUGGCUCUUUUGGUGCAUCCAGUUUGCGUAAUCGGCAUAUGGCUAUUGGUGACUUUGAAGGACGUAUGCAAGUAAUCGAUCUUGAGCGCCCUGAUUUACCCGUAUAUAAUGUAGAAGCACACUCAAGCAUUAUAAACAGCAUAGAUGCAAUUGGUGGUAAACAGUUAAACUGUGGUGCACCGGAAAUUGUAACUGGUAGUCGUGAUGGCGCCGUCAAGGUGUGGGAUAUGCGUCAAGGUGCAGCGCCCGUUGUUGACAUUAGUCCGGAAACGGUGAAGGGUGAUGUCGUAAAUCGUACAGAACGUCGUGAUUGCUGGGCUGUGGCUUUUGGAGACAGCUACAAUAACUCUGAACGAAGUGUUGCCGCUGGCUAUGAUAAUGGUGAUCUAAAGCUUUUUGAUCUGCGUCAAUUGGCUGUACGUUGGGAAACAACGCUGAAGAAUGGUAUUUGUGGCAUUGAAUUCGAUCGUGCUGAUAUACCAAUGAAUAAAAUGGGUGUAACAACAUUAGAGGGUGGGCUGCUUGUAUAUGAUAUGCGUACACAACAUCCAACAAAAGGAUUUAGUUUUGUGGAAGAGCGCAAUGCUGGACGCAGUGUAGGCUCGAAUGGUGUCAUAACUGGGCCCAAAUCGACAGUAUGGGCUAUAAGACAUUUACCACAGAAUAGGGAUGUAUUUGUUUCUUGUGGUGGCACUGGCUCUAUACGUCUGUGGCAAUAUGAAUAUCCGGAAAAGAGACGCAAACCGGAUGCUGAUAAUAUUGAACUAGGUGUGCCGGGUACGUUAAAUAUGUUGCACGCCUCUACAGUGUCCUCACAACCCGUGCAUAGUUUUGAUUGGCACCCGGACAAAUUGGGUUUGGCUGUGUGUGGUUCGUUUGAUCAGUGUGUACGUGUUUUAGUGACCACGAGAUUAAAUUUACUUUAAAUAUUUGAGUUUGUAGUUAAAAUAUAUUUUAUUUUAUAAACAUAAAA
Molecule: messenger RNA, 2100 nt
Organism: Ceratitis capitata (Mediterranean fruit fly)
Lineage: Eukaryota; Metazoa; Arthropoda; Insecta; Diptera; Tephritidae
Gene: Wdr92
Product: WD repeat-containing protein 92
Exons: 2
Coding region: 929-2053 (374 amino acids)
Molecular function (GO): ubiquitin binding
Source: RefSeq, a predicted model, not a curated record